UGAAGCAUUAGCCAGGCCCAUGAAACCCUAAAAUCGCAAUCCGUUAAAAUUAGGUUUUUCGCCAUAAAAACCACAGAGGCGGCCAUAUUAAGGCUUACAGGAGGCUGUGCUUUAUCAAAUCCCCCACCCUUGUUGAUUGCUUCCACAUUUCACCUGUAAGAAAUGAAGCAUAACAAUGUUAUUCCCAAUGGCCACUUUAAGAAGCAUUGGCAGAACUAUAUCAAGACCUGGUUUAACCAGCCAGCUCGCAAGACCAGGAGAAGGAAUGCAAGGCAAAAGAAGGCUGUAAAGACCUUCCCUCGUCCAACAGCUGGACCUCUUCGUCCCAUUGUUCAUGGGCAGACACUCAAGUACAACAUGAAAGUUAGGGCUGGCAGAGGAUUCUCUCUUGAGGAGCUCAAGGCUGCAGCUAUCCCUAAGAAAUUGGCUCCCACCAUUGGCAUUGCGGUUGAUCAUCGUCGCCGCAAUCGCUCCCUGGAGGGCUUGCAGACAAAUGUGCAAAGGCUGAAGACGUACAAGGCUAAGCUUGUUGUCUUCCCAAGACAUGCACGCAAGUUUAAGGCUGGUGAUUCUGCUCCUGAGGAGUUGGCUACUGCAACUCAAGUCACAGGCUCAUACAUGCCUAUUGCACGUGAGAAACCAGCUGUGGAACUUGUUAAGGUUACCGAAGAGAUGAAGUCAUUCAAGGCCUACUCCAAACUUCGUGCAGAGAGGACAAAUGAGCGUCAUCUUGGUGCUAGAUUGAAGAGAGCUGCUGAGGCUGAGAAGGAAGAGAAGAAGUAGAGUGUUCUACUGUUCCAGUCUUCCAUGUUUUGUCUUCUCACAUUAUGAAUUUGAUCAACCGACUUGCUUAAUUAUCUUAGGACACAUCUUUUUAUAUUAUAUCAGCGAUGGAGUUUCUAUGCGUGGA
Messenger RNA from Daucus carota subsp. sativus, 910 nucleotides. RefSeq names its product large ribosomal subunit protein eL13z. Bases 163 to 783 code for a protein of 206 amino acids. The record is from RefSeq and is a predicted model, not a curated record. Gene Ontology annotation, molecular function: RNA binding; structural constituent of ribosome. Lineage: Eukaryota; Viridiplantae; Streptophyta; Magnoliopsida; Apiales; Apiaceae. Gene Ontology annotation, cellular component: ribosome; cytosolic large ribosomal subunit. The transcript has 5 exons. Gene Ontology annotation, biological process: translation.